Colletotrichum siamense is the source of this 2199-nucleotide messenger RNA. RefSeq names its product Transcriptional activator protein DAL81. Gene Ontology annotation, molecular function: zinc ion binding; DNA-binding transcription factor activity, RNA polymerase II-specific; DNA binding. The record is from RefSeq and is a predicted model, not a curated record. Bases 1 to 2199 code for a protein of 732 amino acids. Gene Ontology annotation, cellular component: nucleus. Gene Ontology annotation, biological process: DNA-templated transcription. NCBI's taxonomy places the organism in Eukaryota, Fungi, Ascomycota, Sordariomycetes, Glomerellales, Glomerellaceae. The transcript is spliced from 2 exons.
AUGUCCAACCCAAGUGCCGUCGUCAGGACGGCUCCCAUCGCCAUUGCUCCAAAGCCUCCCCGCCGCCAGAACUCUUAUCUCCAGGACAGCUUCACGAACCUCGAUAUCCUCCGCGGCAGCAUGCCUGGUCGGGAAAUCACCGAGUCUGUCGGCUCAUACACAACGCGUUCUCUCAGCCCGUGCGAAUCGUGUCAACGUUCUAGGGUCAGGUGUAUUGUCAGCGAAGACGACGACAGCUGCAUACCCUGCCAAGCUAGCGGCUCAGACUGCUCCCUGCUCAACAGCCCUCAGCCGAGGAAACGAAAGCUGAACGGCGACUUUGACGACCCCAUUGGUAAAAGAAGCUCGCCCAUCAGGACCGAUAUCAGAAGGCGAAGGCAACACCAGCCCAGCCUCUCCAGUACCACCGGCAGCAGCUCCUUCAUUGAAGACAUGGCGAACGUCGGAGGCCCAACUCUGCUCAAGCGGACGCUGGGUCUCCAAAACGACCGGUACAGCCAGUACAUCGGUCCGACCACCGACUUUGAGCCUUCUCUCAUCAACCUCUCACCAUUUGAUCCCCAUGACGAGAGUCUUCUGGCCCGCGGCACCCUCCGCAAGGUCAGCGACGAUGACACCUUUCUACUAUUACCUGACUUCAACACCCCGGGCCACGAGCACGUCUUGGAGGAUGUCGAGGCUAUAGAGGGUCUCGUCCGGCCCCAUGGUCGCAAGCUUGUCGACCUCUACUUCCGCAUCGUUCAUCCCGCAUUUCCGAUCAUCCAAAAAACCGUCUUCCUGGAAAAGUACGAGCGCAGCUAUCGCGAAUUUUCUCCUUGUUUAUUGGCAGCCGUCUACCUGUUUGCGAUCAACUGGUGGGAGCACGAUGAGGACCUGGCCCGACUACCGAAACCAAACAUUUCCGACAUGGAGCGGCUGAUCCGGACGACCCUCGCAGACGCCAUGUACAGGCCGAAACUGUCCACCAUCCAGGCUGGCCUUCUGCUGUCCCAGCGACCCGAGGGCGACCAGUGGGCUCCGACAGCCCAGCUGGUCGCGAUCGCACAGGAACUUGGCCUGCACCUCGACUGUACGAACUGGAAGAUACCUCCUUGGGAGAAGGGGCUGCGGAAGCGCCUCGCAUGGGCUUUGUAUAUGCAGGAUAAAUGGGGAUCUCUCGUUCACGGCCGUCCAUCGCACAUCUUCUCCUCAAACUGGGGCGUGCAACCGCUGACACAACAUGAUUUCCCCGACGUCGAGUGGGACGAGAACGAUGUGGAGGAGAAAUUGGAAAUCGAGCGUGGCCGAACUCUGUUCGGUCAAAUGGUUCAGCUGUCGCAAGUCCUUGCCGAGAUUCUCGAUACCUUCUUCACAUUACAAGCCCAGCAGACCAUCACGAAUGCAGGCGGACAAGGCACCCACCUGAUUUUGUCCAUGGCCAAGCCGAUACAGCUGAAGCUUAAAGAAUGGUACGCCAGCUUGCCCGCGACAAUCCGUAUGGACAACUCGUACACCACCAACACAGUCCCAUCGAAUCGUCUGUCGAGUAUCGGCUACCUCCAUCUCGCCUACUUCGCCACCGAAAUCACCCUCCAUCGUCGCAUUAUUCGGUCACUGGAGGCCACCGGCGCGGCCGUCGACCAGUACGUACAGCAUAUAUGCCGCAGCGCAGCCAAGGCUCGUCUCAUUUCUGCCAUGGACUUUGUCAACCGCCUGAACUCAUCUCACUUGCGCUCGUUCUGGUACUUUGCUUCCAAGACCAACUUUGCCCUCAUUGGCACUUUUGGCUCCCUCCUUUGGGCAACAUCCCCAGGGAGGGAAGAGGCUGAUUGGUACCGCCGACGCUUGGGAGAAUACCGUUGGACGCUCUCCGUCAGCUCCAAGCCUGGUGAAGGCAGAGGACUAACCAACUUCGCCAUGACGAUGCUCGAUAUUUCGACCGGUCUGCUUAAGAAGCUCCCCGAGAAGCCAUCGAUGAGCCGCAGUGGGAGCGUCGUCGACAUGGGGCCUGGAGGCAUCAGCAGUAGCUUUGGGAGCAAUGGGAUCCUAGCACUCGGUCAGAGUGCGCCUCCUACCAUGACUUUCGGAAACUUCAGCGGGUUGCCGAGUGCCGACGUCAGCAACGCCCAGAGCCCUCGUAGUCCCAGCGCGGACAGCAGCGACGACGAGAUGUACGAGACCUUUGCCCCGACGGCAGGCAUGGCCAACAUGGCCGAUUGA